GUACGUACUACGUACUACGUAGAUUGCAGCGUUUCAAGAGCAAAAAAGGAGAAAGUUCAAAAUUUUAAUAACCAAGUUGAAUGAACCAAAUUCAAUUCUGUGCCAAAGAAACUGAAUUGUACAAAAUUUUGAUAAUAAUUUCACCAACUGUUCAAACUUUGAACUCGAAAGUGGUUAUCAUUUUUAUUUCGGGUAGGUAAUCGUGAAAAUCAAAAGCAAAAUAGUCCGACUGAGGAAUGACUAAAUUCAUGAAAUUGUCAUUUACUAAAAUGUCCUCUCAUUUCCAUUCGCACGCUCUUGAAUUGAAUCACUGAUAAAAACUUGAGUAAUAUUUCUUCAUGUUUAAACUUGAAGCAUAUGGUACAGACUGUAGAUUAGAAUCCCUUGAGCGCGCACAAAAUGACGUCAUAGUCGUCUUAUUAAUCCUGAUGUGGCUUGUUAUGACUCCAGAUUAUCAAAACAUCAGAUUAGAACAACCACUUUACUACCGUACAUCGCUCGGGAGAUCAAUGAAAAUGGACAAUUUUAGAGUAGCAGUGAAAAUGAAUCGUGCACCCAUAUCGUUGAUCCUGCUAAAGAAGCUUGUAACGAAAAAGAAAAAGGUGCCAAGCAAUAGCAUACAAAAUCUAUAUAAAGUUAUUCGUCAAUAUGAAGCUUUAAUCGACAACUAUACAAAAAGAAUCAACGAAAUAGAAGAUAAAUUAGUUCAACAUAACACUUUGGAAAAUAAAGUUUUAAUUAUGAAGAAAAUGAUCGAAAUCGAAACGCAAUACAGAUCCCAUGUCACUAAAUAUCUGGGAUAUCGUGAACGACUUAAUACCAUGAGAUUGGACGAAUUUAGAAAAAAAUUGAAUACAAUAAAUCAGCCGAUUACGUUGAGCUCUCAUACUAAUCAAAAUGUCGAUGUCACCACGUUAGAAUUUGAACACACAUACGGCACUGGCAAAGAAAAUUCCGGAACUGAAGAAACUGAUGAUGAAGACGACCAAAAAAGUGAAAAUAACUAAGUAGAUGUGUGAAAUUAUGGAAAUUUAUACCUUUUUUUUAUCGAUAUGGUUACGAAUAUAUAUAAUAUUUAUGA
Messenger RNA from Planococcus citri (citrus mealybug), 1081 nucleotides. RefSeq lists its product as uncharacterized. The coding region runs from base 339 to 1007 and encodes 222 amino acids. The transcript is spliced from 5 exons. The record is from RefSeq and is a predicted model, not a curated record. NCBI's taxonomy places the organism in Eukaryota, Metazoa, Arthropoda, Insecta, Hemiptera, Pseudococcidae.